UUUUAUAGGUGAUAUUUACAUUGAGCUGAAGUGUUACAAUUUGACCAGAGUCGGUUGGACGUCUGACUCGAUAAAACAUGAUUUUAAUGAUCUUUAUUCUUAUUUUAGUUAUUCUUUUUACUAUUUUACCCAAUUAUUCACAGAAAAUAGCUGCUAUAAUAAGUAAAUAUGUAUACAGAGUCACAGAUAGUGAGAUGAACAUACGAGCAGAGAUCAAAGACCUUAAAUCUGAACAAGAGACAAUCAGUAUGACUGAGGAGUUUGCGAAGUAUGCCAAACUGCAACGCAAAAUUGACAAGCACACUGCUGAAGUUAAAAGAUUGGCUGCAUUGCGCAAUAGUAAAUCAGCUGUAGUUAAUAUGGGAGUGAAAGCAGGAAUAUACAUUACUCAGGCAAUAUUGAUGUUAGUGAUAGUUUUGACAAACAGAAGUGAACCACUGCUACUGUUUCCAGAGAGCUGGUUUUACCCUCUACAUAAUAUUGUGGCCCUCCCAACAGGUGUCCCUGGUGGUUUAGGAGUUGUGUGCUGGAUAAUGGCAUGUAGGACGGCUGUUGCCAGAGUUACCUCCCUUUGGUCGCUAAGCCAGUCACCAGAGGAAACACAAACAUUUGCAGCAGACAGACAGCCCCUUGAUAUUCCGCUAGACUGAUGUGUUCUCUUUGUGAAGUACUUUGUCAUAUCACUGCCAAGAACGCCUCAUUUACUAACAGUGGAAAUUUUACAAGGAGUUUCCCUUAAUGCCAGUCAAAUGAACUAUACAGAUAUUAAUUCUUUUAUAAAUUAUUGUUAUUUGUAUCAAUAGCGAGCUUUUGUUAAACAUACACUUGUGUAAAGUGCUGUUGCACUAUAUUGGUCUACAAAUAUUUAUUAAACUUGCUAGUCCAAUUUUCACUAUUUUCAUUAUUUUCUCUUUCAAGGAGUAUAGAUAGAUGUGAUAUAUAAACGCUAUAUGACAAUGAAUGAAUGAAGAAAUGAACAUUACAUUUCAUAUUUAGUCACAAUUUUUCAAAACCGAUAGGCAUUGUGUAAGCAGAAAACCUUCAUAAAAUGAUGAAGUGGGGACUGGUUGCAAUGUUGACAUCUCAGGACACAAGUCAGAGAUGACGGAGUGACCAACCUGCAAUAUGUUAUAUACAUGUUCUGGUAUGUCUUAGUUCAAAAGUAUGUUUCAUCAGAUCAUUGCAAGAGAUGUCUUGAUAUUACAUAACAGGUAAUCGUAUUUUGUAUUAAUAGCUGUUAAUUGUGUAAACUUCAUCAGCAACUACAUGCAUUUUACGGAUAUACAGAAUAAUUAUUCUUAUCAUAUAUGGUAGGUUUUGUUGGUUUACAUUACAAAGAAAAGAAAUCACAAGAGGUUGAAAUUUCUUUCAAUAUAACCCACUGAUUAGAAAUCAUGAAUUUGAAGUCAAUACAGUACACUGAAAGUAAAGAAAACGACUUCAGAAUAAAUUGGUAUAAUUUAAUAUAUAUAUAUAUCUUGAUGAUGUCUUUGGAUUAUGACAGAUAAGACAUAUUUGUACAAUGAGUAGUUCUGUCACGUACAGAAACAGAGCAACACUGAAUACAAUGUCAUGUAAAAUGUUCUAUCAGAAAACUGAAACUCAGACUGAGAGAAUUCUUACUCUCUUGAACAAGAAUGUCUCAAUAAAAUUUUUGUGAUUUUGAAAAAUUAACUGAUUGUUUAUGUACAUUUUUUUACAUAACACAGUAAAAUUGUUCAAUGUAUUCAAAACUUAAACAAAUAAAA
Messenger RNA from Magallana angulata, 1748 nucleotides. RefSeq names its product guided entry of tail-anchored proteins factor 1-like. The record is from RefSeq and is a predicted model, not a curated record. Gene Ontology annotation, biological process: tail-anchored membrane protein insertion into ER membrane. NCBI's taxonomy places the organism in Eukaryota, Metazoa, Mollusca, Bivalvia, Ostreida, Ostreidae. Bases 78 to 650 code for a protein of 190 amino acids. The transcript has 5 exons.